GACGAAGGAAGCUUCUUUGCUGCGCAAGGUAAACGCGUCUGUUUACAUUUUUUGUUUUUUAAAACUGACAGUUCCUUUCCAGGGAGCAAAUUUUAUGUUUUGGGCAGUUCACACUUUUAGACCUAUUAUCGUAAAUUUGUCGAUUGGCAAACCCAACAUGGCGCAACUAAAUCCCAUUGCUAAUUUCCUAAAUUGGGAAGAGCACGAAUCACAUUGCGGAGGCAAGAACCAGUCGCCCAUCAACAUCGAAUCGAAGGAUGCCAUCAUCGCCAAUUAUCCUGAAUUCAUUUUCCACAAUUACGAACUUGUUUUCCCCGAAGGAUUGGAGAAUAACGGUUACACUGUUGAAUUAAAAAUCUAAGAGCAGGGAAUGGGCGCGGAAUUGCCCUUCAUUACGGGCGGAGGCCCCACCGACCGUUACAACUUUGUACAGCUCCACUUCCACUGGGGCCGAAGUUUUUCUGGCAGUGAACACAGAAUUGAUGGAGAACAAUAUCCGGCCGAACUGCACAUGGUCCAUUACAAUUCGAAAUACGGAACUUUUAGCGAGCUCUGUCUCACGAGGAUGGAUUGGCUGUAUUUGGGAUUACUGCAACCGAGAGACAACAUUGCAUUCCGACAUCUGGAACAAUUUGAUAACAUCAUCGAUCCCAGUAUCGCCAAAAGCGAUGCAUUGCGAUUGCGAUAUUCUGUCCCAUUGUCGGAUCUUCUUCCUGGUAAUACCGACAGUUUCUUCCGAUACAACGGAUCGUUGACUACUGGAGACUGUAACGAAGACGUCAUCUGGACGAUUUUUGAUACUCCGAUUGCUAUUUCUGAACGACAAGUAGAAAUAUUUUACGUUUCACAUCAAGUUUUAUAUAGAUGAUGGUAGAAACUGACGGAAGAGAAAUUGUAUCUAAUUUUUUUUUUUUUAUUAUUAUUUGGUUGGCAAAGUUCAGAUGGCUACGUGAUGAACACGGAAACGAAUUGAUAGAAAAUGUCCGGUCAACUCAUCUUCUGCACGAUCGAGUUGUUAUGUACCGUCCACAGUCAAAUCCUUCAAGUCCAUUACUUUCAUUACCAGAUCUUAUCUCAGCGAUAGAAUUUCCACUUGAGUAAACAACAAUGUUGUUCUUUUGCGGCUGCCACCGCCCUCCUCCGGACCCAUCCAACUCCGCGUCUCAGUCCCCUGUUCAUGGACCGUUACCAUCCGUAAUAUUUCACCUUUUUUGCAUAUUUUACACGACUGUAAAUAUAAUUAUAACAUUAGUUUUCUCAACGGGCAUUUACAUGUACGUCACUGUAAGUUUUUCACUGUUGUCUGCAGAUUUCGACGCUAAUGACUGAAGCCAAGCAAAAUGAAAUGUUGAUAAAUGAUUUUUAUACUCCAUCUAUUCUAUUCUUCACCCCGCCUAUUCCACUGAUUAAUUUUCUGUUUACUUCUUACUAACACCUCAACCGACCAAUCAAAAUUGU
This is a messenger RNA of Daphnia pulex (common water flea), 1458 nucleotides long. RefSeq names its product putative carbonic anhydrase 3. The record is from RefSeq and is a predicted model, not a curated record. Gene Ontology annotation, cellular component: plasma membrane. Lineage: Eukaryota; Metazoa; Arthropoda; Branchiopoda; Diplostraca; Daphniidae. The transcript has 4 exons. Gene Ontology annotation, molecular function: carbonate dehydratase activity; zinc ion binding. The coding region runs from base 371 to 868 and encodes 165 amino acids.